CGCGCGUGUGCACAGUCAGCGCUGUCGGCUCACCUUCAAUGCAGCUGGUCUGGCUUGCAAGUCAUCAUAAACCCUCCACGUAUCAAUCGACUUCGCCCCGUCACCUUCUGUCAUUCUGCCGACGGCAAUAGCAUCAGUUGAUCUGUCGAAAUCUCUAGGAUUAAAAUGAGUAAAGACGACAUUCCCGAUUUCCUCGCAGAACAGCGAGAUGAAGCUCCAGAAGAGCUUCAACCCCUCAUCCUUGACUUUGAGAACUUCUGGGAGCGCAAACUCUGGCACCAGUUGACCGAUGCUCUCAUCAAGUUUUUCGACCAUCCUGGUAGUGGCCCGCAACGAUUGGCCUUUUACAAAGUUUUCAUCCUCAAGUUUGCGGACAAGAUCAACAAAUUAAAGCUUGUCGAUCUUGCUUUGAAGGCCGCAACACAAUGCAAGGAUGAUAAUGAACGACUAGUAUUCCUACAAGCUGUUGCUAAGAAAGUCGACACACCUGACUCUCAAGACGCUCUGGUCUACGCUUCAGUGGCGGUCGCCCAGGUCAAGCUCAGCUUGAAUAAGCUAGAUGACGCAAGAAAGGACCUCGAUAGGGCUGAGAAAAUCUUGGAUUCUUUUGACUCCGUUGAGGUUAUUGUUCACGCCGCCUUCUACGAUGCAAACGCUAGUUACUACCAGCGUAAGAUGGACUUUGCCAACUAUUAUCGUACUGCGCUCCUCUACCUCGCCUGUGUCGAUCUUGAGGCUAUGACCGGAAAGGAGCGUCACCGACGAGCUUACUAUCUAAGCGUUGCUGCACUUGUUUCGAAUAGCAUUUACAACUUUGGCGAACUUCUUCUGCACCCCAUUCUCGAUGCAUUGGCUGAAAGCGAAGAUGACUCAUGGCUACGAGAUCUGCUCUUCGCAUAUAACCGUGGAGAUUUAGCGGCCUACGAACAAUUAUCCGAUCGAAUCGAAUCGAACAAGUUGCUGGACGACAACUCUACACAUUUGCGACAAAAGAUAUACUUGGCCGCUUUGACAGAGGCCGUCUUUCGCCGACCGCCUCAUGACCGAAACAUGUCUUUUACGACCAUUGCUCAAGAAACGAAAGUACGACCAAACGAAAUAGAACAUCUUAUUAUGAAAGCCUUGAGCUUGGGACUACUCCGUGGCACCAUUGACCAGGUGAAUGAAGUGGCACACAUCACAUGGGUGCAGCCCAAGGUUUUAGACAUGAGACAGAUUGCUGGUAUGCGAGAGAGACUGUUGGACUGGGACUCCAACGUGAACAAGCUCGGAAACUGGAUUGAAAAGGCUGGUGGUGACGUUUGGGCGGCAUAGAUAUCAAUGAAAAAAAAGAAUCAAUAGAGUACCUUGCGUCGUCAGUCCCCCAGCGACCUUCACACAACGAACUCUAGGGGCAACUUCUUGUAUUAAUACAGCUGAGAAUUUAUAAAUUCUUAUCAGUAACCGCUCGUCGCUGUACAUUCUAUGCAGUUCCUAGCACAUUGAUCAUUCCUAUCAGCCAAGCGGGCCACCAUACGCACCAAAUUACGACCGGUGUAUACAUGCCCCAUACAUCCCAACCGAAGCUCGCUUCAGUCAAAAUGCUUUCAGCGCUAAUUCCUGUAAUUUGACAAAUGACUUGCAGCAGCGUGGCCGGGGAGACGAUGCUCAUUAUGCCAGCUAGUGUCCACCGCAGGAAUGGGUUUGUGCUUGACUGGACGAAGCUCAACGGGCUGCAAACUAUACCAACCAGGAAUGCCAAAGAGAAGUUUAGCGUGGCAAGGGUUGCAAGUGACAUGCCCAAAAAUAGCAAAGAGAAUGAUUUAAUGAGCUGGUACUGCUGCACUGUUGGCUUGUAGCAGGAUAGAACAAGUGAUGCUGCCACAGGCAACGCCGCGGAGGCUACCGUGAAUACUGUGAAGGCAGGGGCCAGAGUCUAAAAUGUUAGAUCAGGAAGUAAUGUUUUAACAAUAGAAGCGUACCUUGGCGGAGAGGUUGUUAAACAAGUACAGCGGAAUGGUCGAAAGAGCAUGGCCAAGCACAACAACUGCACAUGGCAGAAACAGGUCACGUUCAACGGCUGGUGUAGAAAUUGAAACACCUCUGGUAGCUGACUUGCUUUUAAAAUCCUUCUCUUUCAAUGGAGCUGGUGGCUGCCCGGAUUUGACCCAGAGGAAAAUUGCCAUGAUGCUAAAGUUGGCUGCUAGCAGCAUAGCACUCGGCAGGUAUGUGCCGAUGCUGACAAAGCGAUCUUUGUGCAUCAAGAGAUAGAAAAAGAAGCUCUGGUGCAAAUGUUCCAGCAGAUUGUUAAGGCUGCGGAAGGUCCCCUCUACGACACGGCCCAUCGCCAUUUCAUCGUGCCAGCCUUCACCCCGUGGCUGGAGAGUAACGGCGUCCACAUGAUAGGGAAUGAAACAGCUGUGAGGCCCGGUAGAGUAUCCAAGACCUUGGCGCAGCAUUCCUCUGAAAAUUGUCUGCAAACGAUCUUGGUAGUUGUUCGCGUGUUUCUCCAAAUCCUGGAUACCAGUGUCGAUCCCCAUUUGUCCACCAGCGAUGUUCACGAUUGAGUUGAUAAGAUCGAGAUUGGGUAGCUGGCCGUUUGUACCAUCGUAAACAAUGUGAAGGCUUUCGAACUUGUUAUCAAACGGAUAAUCAAUGGCGAGAGCGCCUUGUAGAGCACCAGAUUUGAUUGGUAGCGGUGCCACCUUGUUGGGGUCAUGGG
This is a messenger RNA of [Torrubiella] hemipterigena, 2701 nucleotides long. The record is from the annotation of a GenBank genome assembly. Lineage: Eukaryota; Fungi; Ascomycota; Sordariomycetes; Hypocreales; Clavicipitaceae.